Molecule: messenger RNA, 1064 nt
Organism: Leptopilina boulardi
Lineage: Eukaryota; Metazoa; Arthropoda; Insecta; Hymenoptera; Figitidae
Gene: RPA2
Product: replication protein A 32 kDa subunit-A
Exons: 2
Coding region: 128-871 (247 amino acids)
Biological process (GO): nucleotide-excision repair; DNA replication; double-strand break repair via homologous recombination
Cellular component (GO): DNA replication factor A complex; chromosome, telomeric region; site of double-strand break
Source: RefSeq, a predicted model, not a curated record
UCAUUGAUUUAAUUAUUUUGGCGCCUUCCUUGUUCGUUACUUUGUGACUUGUUUUGUUUUUUGUUUGCAACCGGUAUUAGCGGUGUUAAAAUCUAUUGAUAUAAAAUUUUUAUUAUAAGCUACAAUCAUGUGGGACCAAUUUGAUUCUGGUAUGUCAGGAAAUGCAGGUUAUAUGGAUGAAAGUCGUAUGGAUACAACUACAGACGAUGAGAAAAAAGGAAAAAGAGCUGAUAACCUCGUUCCCGUAAUGAUUGGACAUUUGCUUACAAGUGGACCAGAACUUCAAUUACAUGGUUUAUCUGUUCGUGUUGUUUCUGUCGUUGCAAGAAUUAAUAGCAUCGAUCAAGCUACAACAAAAGUCACAUACGUUAUUCAAGAUGAAACAGGUACAAUUAAAGCCAUUAAAUGGAAUUCAGCAGAAGAUGAGGUGGAUUCAAGAGAACAAGAAUUAAAAGUUGGAAUCUAUGCUCAUAUUUAUGGACUUCCUCGAGAACAGGAAGGAGAGAAACAUAUUUUAAUUCUUCGUAUGUUUAAAGUUAAAGAAAUAAAUGAAUUGACAUGUCACCUCCUAGAAGUGUUUUACGUUGCUCAAAUGGGUCUUCAUAAGCAACAUUCAGUGCAAAAAGUUCAAGGUCACGCUAAUUCAUCAUCCACUUCAGAAAAUUAUGAUUUUCCUGGUAUGGAUAAAGAUCAAUCUCAUGUUUUCUAUAUAAUAAAAAAUGACAUUUCUGAAGGUGGAAUUGAAAGAGAUGAAAUUAAAUCUAAAGUUCCUUCGAAUAUUGUUUCAAAAAUUGAUGAUAUUCUUGAAUUCCUUGCUGGCGAAGGACAUAUUUAUACUACACGUACUGAUAAUCAUUUUAAAGCAACUUAAAUUAUAUUCAGAAUGUAUAUAUAUAUAAGGCAAUUGGUUUAAUAUUCCGUCAAUGAUGUUUCAAAAAAUUUUGUAUCUAUUUUGAUGUUCGUUAAAAAUAUUUCAUUUUUUUAAUUUAAUCAUAAAAUUCACUUUGACAAUGAGUUCUGUACAAUACAUACAAAUUAAGAAAUAUAUAUAUAAUUUUCUACAA